Osmerus eperlanus (European smelt) is the source of this 1248-nucleotide messenger RNA. Its product is annotated as piggyBac transposable element-derived protein 4-like. NCBI's taxonomy places the organism in Eukaryota, Metazoa, Chordata, Actinopteri, Osmeriformes, Osmeridae. The transcript has 3 exons. Bases 1 to 1023 code for a protein of 340 amino acids. The record is from RefSeq and is a predicted model, not a curated record.
AUGGGUAUUGAGAACCGGUUUCCCUUUACUGGACAUGAAAGUGAUUUGUCAGACAAUUUAUCUGAGGUAGAUACUGAUCUAUCGAACUAUGACUCAGAAGCCGAAGAUUUCUUUCUGGAAGGAGGAGAUAUUACACUGGAUAAGAAAACAUCUGAUGAGGACUACGAGCCGGAUACUCCUGCUCAAGUCAGCAAGCGGCCCCGUACAGCAGCAGGACAGCAGCAGGAAACAAGUAGCUCAUCAAGUGAUGACCCUCCACAGAGAGGUUCUGCCAGCAGGAGAAGGCCAAGAGGAAGAGGACGGGGGAGGGGCAGCAGCAGAACCAAAGCUGGAGCGUCAACGAGCCCAUCUGGAGAGAGAUGGAAUGAUGUUGACAUUCCUGACAUAACACCACCUCAGCCCACAUUCAGGCCAACAAACCCACCUGGACCCCAGCUAAUUCGAACAGCGACCUACACAGCCCUGCAGCUUUUCCAACUUUUUUGGACAAACUCAGUUUUACAGACUAUCCUUCUAAACACCAAUGAGUUUGGAUCGACUCACCACUCCACACCCACUCACCCCUGGAUUGACCUGACAUUGCAGGACAUGUUUACCUUCAUGUCCAUGGUCAUCUACAUGGGUCUAGUAAAAUGCUCUGCAUUUACUGAUUACUGGCAAAAGGACAAACUGCACAGCUUCCCUUUCCCAAAACAGGUGAUGACCGGGAAGAAGUUCCUCCGAAUCACCCGAUCCCUUCAUCUCAGUAGCAUGGCGGACGAUGCUACUAAUGAGCAGAGGAGAGGCACAGCAGCCUUCAACCGCCUUUGCAAGAUCAACCCAGUUUACCAGGAGAUAAGAGAAGCCUGCAAACGGAACUAUCACCCAGGCCAGGAUAUUGCCAUUGACGAGAGGAUGGUUGCCUCCAAAGCACGCAUCGGCCUAAAACAAUACAUGAACAAUAAGCCUGUUCGGUGGGGAUACAAACUGUUUGUUCUGGCUGACUCGAAGAACGGUUACACAUGGGACUUUUUUGUGUAUUAAGGAAAGCUCCAGGGAAACACUGGCAAGGGUCUGAGCUAUGAGUCAGUGAUGGAGCUAAUUGACACAAAGUUGCUGGGCACCGGGUACAAACUCUUUGUUGACAAUUUUUACACAAGUCCCACCCUUUUCCGAGACCUCCUUCAGAAUAGGAUCUGGGCAUGCGGAACCAUCCGCACAAACAGAAUUGGAUUCCCGAAAACAAAAGAAAACUGUUUGGACUCUAAA